Molecule: messenger RNA, 3954 nt
Organism: Carassius auratus (goldfish)
Lineage: Eukaryota; Metazoa; Chordata; Actinopteri; Cypriniformes; Cyprinidae
Product: sodium/hydrogen exchanger 7-like
Exons: 17
Coding region: 85-2244 (719 amino acids)
Biological process (GO): potassium ion transmembrane transport; sodium ion import across plasma membrane; proton transmembrane transport
Cellular component (GO): recycling endosome; plasma membrane
Molecular function (GO): sodium:proton antiporter activity; potassium:proton antiporter activity
Source: RefSeq, a predicted model, not a curated record
UACCUCAUUAUUGUAUCUGACUCUACCUUGUGGCUGACGCAGCAGAGCAGAGGGUGAAGAAACCCGCCACAAGCAUCCUGCACCAUGGAGGCGGCCACAGCACCAAAAUCAUGGACAUUAUAUGCAUUAGGAGGACACAGCUCGCUGUUUGCUAUCAUAAUGUUCAUUUUAAGCCAAUGUUGUCGGAUAAGAGCAGAUGACGGCGGCAUUGAGGAACUUGCCACGGAGAAGGAGGCAGAGGAAAGUCACAGGCAGGACAGCGUGAAUUUACUUACAUUCAUUUUGCUUUUGACACUCACUAUCCUCACAAUAUGGCUCUUCAAACACAGAAGAGUGCGCUUCCUGCACGAAACAGGACUGGCUAUGAUAUACGGUCUGUUGGUGGGUGUUAUUUUGCGGUAUGGCAUUCCCUCCACCAGUUACCAUAAUAAAACUCCUCCGAGCUGCACCCUGCAAGAGGGUCCUGUCAGCACGGUGCUCCUCAACGUUAGCGGAAAGUUGUUUGAGUACACACUCAAAGGGGAGAUCAACCUUAGAGAAAUCCACAGUGUGGAGCAGAAUGACAUGUUACGCAAGUUGACCUUUGACCCAGAGGUGUUUUUCAACAUUCUGCUACCUCCCAUCAUAUUCCACGCCGGAUACAGCCUCAAAAAGAGACACUUCUUCAGAAACCUAGGAUCCAUCAUAACUUAUGCUUUCUUGGGCACAGCCAUUUCCUGUUUUGUCAUUGGAAACCUCAUGUAUGGCGUAGUGAAAAUGAUGCAGGUUUUGGGUCAACUCACUGACAAGUUCUACUACACAGACUGCCUCUUCUUUGGUGCCAUAAUAUCUGCCACUGAUCCAGUCACCGUGCUUGCGAUCUUUAAUGAGCUCCAUGCUGAUGGUGAUCUCUAUGCACUGCUGUUUGGAGAGAGUGUUAUGAACGAUGCAGUCGCCAUAGUCCUUUCAUCGUCAAUUGUGGCGUAUCAGCCCGCAGGAGCCAACACGCAUACAUUCGAUGCCUCUGCCUUCUUCAAAUCGGUGGGCAUCUUCUUGGGCAUCUUCAGUGGCUCUUUCGCUAUGGGUGCGGUCACUGGAGUAGUCACUGCCCUCGUGACAAAAUUCACCAAGCUGCACUGUUUUCCUCUGCUGGAGACUGCUCUGUUCUUCCUCAUGUCUUGGAGUACUUUUCUACUGGCUGAAGCUUGUGGAUUCACAGGUGUUGUCGCUGUGCUGUUCUGUGGAAUCACACAGGCCCAUUACACCUACAACAAUCUGUCAGAGGAGUCAACUAAACGCACUAAACAGUUGUUUGAGGUGCUGCACUUCUUAGCAGAGAACUUCAUCUUCUCAUACAUGGGCCUGGCACUCUUCACCUUUCAGAAACACGUCUUCAGCCCCAUUUUCAUAUUUGGAGCCUUUAUAGCCAUCUUUAUCGGCAGGGCCUUGAACAUCUACCCUCUGUCUUUCCUGAUUAACCUGGGCCGAAGACACAAAAUCAGAGGAAACUUUCAACACAUGAUGAUGUUUGCAGGGCUGAGAGGGGCAAUGGCAUUCGCUCUGGCUAUCCGUGACACCGCUACGUACGCCCGACAGAUGAUGUUCACCACGACCCUGCUCAUUGUGUUCUUCACAGUUUGGGUGUGUGGAGGAGGCACCACGCCAAUGCUGUCCUGGCUACAUAUCAGGGUUGGAGAGACCACUGCUGCGGAGAAGGAGAGGCUGCGUAGACUGUGGAAUUACGUCAGAGUUGGAGUUGACCCUGAUCAAGAUCUCCAACCAUGUGGGGACAGCUUCCAGGUCCUUCAGGGAGAUGGAAGCCAGUCAGAAGGACAGAGCAAGACCAAGCAAGAGAGCGCCUGGCUCUUUAGACUCUGGUAUACUUUUGACCACAAUUACUUGAAGCCUAUCCUGACCCAUAGCGGCCCCCCUUUGACCUCCACUCUGCCGGCCUGCUGCGGUCCACUGGCUCGAUGUCUGACCAGCCCCCACGCCUAUGAGAACCACGAGCCGCUGCAAGACAAUGACUCAGACCUCAUCCUGAAUGAAGGAGACCUGACGCUGACCUAUGGCAACACGGCCAUCACAGCCAACGGGGCCUCGUCCUCCUCUGGCCUCGAAGGAUCGGGCGGAAGCUGGGGUGUGAACGGCAAACGCAGCGACAGCACAUCGGAGGAUGCUCUGGAGCGAGAACUGGACACGCGUGAACAUGAGCUCUUGAGCCGUGGCACACGUCUUGUUUUCCCCAUGGAGGACCACGCUUGACCCUGCCUCCCAAACCUUAAACCACAUCUCCCUGCGUUCCAUAACUCCACUUUUCUUACACAUUGAUCCAUCAGAACACCCAUGACCCCUCCAAAGAUCUCAUGCAGGGGGUCUGAAAUCUCAAAGGAAAAGAAAGAUGGAAAGCAGGAGGGUUUGUGCUCUGAUGUAUUCAGAGAACGGAGGCAACAUAAUUGAUGCUGUGGCAGACUCAGAUUCUGUGACUGCCCAAGAAAAUGUGAUUUGUAGGAGAUAAAAAUAUAUAAAACUGCUGUUUAGAAUGCAUAUGGAACAGCUCUGGACAUUGAAUGUCCUUAUUGCUGCCAUUUAUGAUGAGGGAUUCAUGCCAAACGCUCUCUGCUGCCCUUAACAUUCAAAUUCACGAUCUCACACACACUGCCCGCUGCAUAUUAACAUCUUAGCAGUUCUUUGUUUAGCUUUGUAAUUCUUUGUGCAAACUGGAAAUAUGAUUGACAAAUAUGAUCGAGCCAGUUUUUGUAUGAACAGCCAGUAUUCAGUUAAUCGUUUACAUUUAAAUGUUCAUCUUUCCCAUCAGGCAAAUGAGUGAGCAGCUUAUAAUGUCUGUAAAUAUGCCAUGGCAGUGGUGUUCCAGAAAGCUCGCAAACACAAUGGCAACAUGGACAUGAGUGCAUGCUAAUCUCAUGAAAGCAUACGGGAACCUUGUAGUACUUUAACUCUAGCGAGUUGGAGUCUACACUUCCUGCAGUAUCUUAGUUAGAUCAUUAUACAAGUUGACGUGCUUGUUGUUUAAAAUAUGAAUGUCUAUCUGCACAGCCAUGUUUUCUUUUUCUCUCUUUUAAACAGCUGGAUGCAAGUGUAUAAGCCAUGCACUUUAGCUGCAGCUGAGCUGCAGUCCUUGCAUGUAUUGCUUUAUUAUAUUAACCACUUGCACACUCACAGCCAGAAUUUGUGAUGCAGAAUGUUGUAAUAAUCAAGGAGUCUUCAUAUCUGAAUCAUACUAUUUGUGUUUGUGGCAUUCCUUUUUUCGCUUCCUCACAUUAGAAUGUUCUUGAAGGUGGUUUUUUGCAUUAUGUAUGAGUUGCUGCUAUGUGGCAGUCUGCAGUUCUGAAAUCAAGAAUCUGAAGUGUUUGGCAUGAUGUUGACCUGUUAAUACAGUAAAUGUAUGGCCUAGUGCCAGUAACCGCCAAAUACACAUUCCUUCCAUCAUUCCUGUCUAGAAAUGAAUUUUUUUACAAAUACAAGUCAAUGAAGUCCAGGAUUCAAGUUAAUAACAAACUUGCAGAUGUUUGAAAUAAGUCAUCAUUCAUUCUGAUUUAUAUUCAACACAAUAAACUAACUUUGCACUCUUCCCAUUCAAUUGACCUUUACAAUUGUCUGCACUUGGGCCUGUCUGUUUCCUUCUAACAGGGCUUUUUGAGUUGUUUGAGGAAACAACAGUGCAACAUCUGACCUGAAUUAAGGAGAUCUGCACUAUGUGGCAUUUUGGCUAGCAAAUGAGCCUCAUGGGCUUCGUGGCAAUCGUGGUUUGAGGAGCAGAACCUUAAACCAGCUGUAGCAAAAGACUGAAUUCACAUGUAAUCCGGCUAUGAAGUCACUCUUCUAACAUGUCUGAUCCUUGAACUUACUGUGCUGGACUUGUUUGUACCUUCAGGAUCUGUAACUCUCUCCUUGUAGCAUUCAUCUUUUACUUGCUGUUCUGCAUGUCAGUAUAUAAACAAACAACAAAAAUCC